This is a messenger RNA of Cyanistes caeruleus (blue tit), 4628 nucleotides long. It is a transcript of the gene PELO, whose product is annotated as pelota mRNA surveillance and ribosome rescue factor. Gene Ontology annotation, biological process: RNA surveillance; nuclear-transcribed mRNA catabolic process, no-go decay; ribosome disassembly. The record is from RefSeq and is a predicted model, not a curated record. Gene Ontology annotation, cellular component: cytoplasm. Lineage: Eukaryota; Metazoa; Chordata; Aves; Passeriformes; Paridae.
UCCGUCCGUCCGUCCGGGCGUGCGUGGUCCCGCCGGCUCCAGCCCCCAGCCUUCCCUCCCGGAGCGCGCCUGCUGCCUGCUGCCGCCGCGGCACAGGGGAAGCCGGGGAGCGACGCGGGGAACCGCCAGGAUGAAGCUGGUGAGGAAGGACCUGGAGAAGGAUAAUGCAGGGCAGGUGACGCUGAUCCCCGAGGAGCCUGAGGACAUGUGGCACACCUACAACCUGCUGCAGGUGGGUGACAGCCUGCGCGCCUCCACCAUCCGCAAGGUUCAGACCGAGUCGUCCACGGGCAGCGUGGGCAGCAACCGCAUCCGCACCACCCUCACCCUAUGCGUGGAGACCAUCGACUUCGACUCGCAGGCCUGCCAACUGCGCGUCAAGGGCACGAACAUCCAGGAGAACGAGUAUGUGAAGAUGGGCGCCUACCACACCAUCGAGCUGGAGCCCAACCGGCAGUUCACCCUGGCGAAGAAACAGUGGGACAGCGUGGUGCUGGAGCGCAUCGAGCAGGCCUGUGACCCGGCCUGGAGCGCCGAUGUGGCGGCCGUGGUCAUGCAGGAAGGGUUGGCUCACGUCUGUCUGGUCACCCCGAGCAUGACGCUUACUCGUGCCAAGGUGGAGGUGAACAUUCCCCGCAAGCGGAAAGGGAACUGCAGUCAGCACGACCGGGCGCUGGAGAGGUUUUACGAGCAGGUGGUGCAAGCCAUCCAGAGGCAUAUCAACUUUGAGGUGGUGAAGUGUGUACUGGUGGCUAGCCCAGGCUUCGUGCGGGAGCAGUUUUGUGACUACAUGUUCCAGCAGGCAGUCAAGACGGACAACAAACUUCUGCUGGAGAACAGGUCCAAAUUCCUACAGGUUCACUCUUCCUCAGGACAUAAAUACGCACUGAAGGAAGCACUCUGCGACCCAGCUGUAACUAGCCGUCUUUCUGAUACUAAGGCAGCUGGUGAAGUCAAAGCCUUAGAUGACUUCUAUAAAAUGCUGCAGCACGAGCCUGACCGGGCUUUUUAUGGCCUGAAACAUGUGGAGAAGGCCAAUGAAGCCAUGGCCAUUGAUACCCUACUGAUCAGUGAUGAGCUUUUUCGGCACCAGGACGUGGCUACACGUGCCCGAUACGUGAAGUUGGUAGAUAGCGUACGGGAGAACAUGGGCACAGUACGCAUUUUCUCCAGCCUCCAUGUGUCUGGAGAGCAGCUGGGCCAGCUGACAGGGGUGGCAGCUAUCCUGCGCUUUCCUGUUGCUGAGCUCUCUGACCAGGAAGAUGAAUCUAGCUCUGAAGAGGACUAAUAACAGUGACUUCAUUCUACAGUUUCUUUUCUAUGUCCUGUUGAAAUGAUUUUAAAGGUCCUUCCAAUCUAAAUACUUGUGAGCAGAUGUACCGUGACAUAUAAUCAAAAAGUUAUACAUACAUAUAUAUAUAGUUUUACUUGGCACACUACUUGUUAUCUGAUCUAUGGUAAUAAUUAUUGGUAGCUGUGUUGAGCUGACUGUUUUUUCAGUUCUGGACCACCAAGAAACUGUACAAGAAGUACAAUUAGUACAAGAAACUAAUUUGCCUCCCCAGUGCUGCUUAGUCUGCAUGUUAAGGCAGACUGAUAAGUUAGUGAAAUGUGUAGGAAAAAAUAAUUGCAGGGAAAAAUUCACAUUAGACCAUUUCUGGUCAAAUGCUUGAAAAGAGUAUUACAAAACAAAUGUAAACUUCUUGGAAGACCCGUCAAAACUGUGCUUGAUAUUCAUAGGAACUCCCUGGUUUUUGUAAGGUGUGUCAAAGGAAUGGGGUCAAUACCAUCCCUUAGGGCUUUGUGUGGUGGUGUAAGUCUAACCACUUAAAUAUUUCUGUGAAACACUUGAAGCAGUCUUUCAGCAGCCAGACUCUUUAAGUUAACCAUUUUUUUGCUAACACAAUAGUAGAUGCAGGAGAAAUGUUGAAUCUCAGUGCACCCAUUUAGUUAUCUUUUUAAAUGGUGUUAUAGCUUGGGAGAUUGUCCUGAAGACUAACAAGGUGUCAUUGAAUGUAUUCUGCUAAAUUGGCAUUAUUUAGCACCCAUUUCUGAGAAGGCAUGGGAGAAAACUUAGAAAAUCAGGACUCUAGUGUCCACAAGGAAUCUUUAGAUAGCAAAUAGUUUACGUAACUUCAUAAUCUGGUAUUCUAUUUGCAUAUCUUUUUAAAAACAUACAUAAACUGUAAUACAGAAGUAAUGAUAAAAUUAGGAAUCAAACUUCAGCUUAAGAUAGUGGGGACUGUAAAAGUGAAAAUCACCUUUUCAAUUAUUUGAUCAGCUCAAAGUACUGAGAGACAGGUGUUUUGUUUCUUUACUGGGCAGUAAAUCGUACAUUGAAGAAGCAAGAAUUGCUUUCAGAUUCAGACAUAACCCAUGGUUGUAGUGUUUCAAACCAAGGUUUGAUGGUGUGGCUUGUGUGUGUAAAUAGGCAUUCCUUUUUUAAAUGUGAUUAGAGGCAAGAACAGGAACCACAGAACUGUAAUAUGGAAAGCAUCAUAAGAGAGGAGCAUUAAAAAAUAAAAUCACCAAAACUCCUAGUCUGGGUAGAAUAUUUUCAGGAAAAUAAUUUUUCAGGGUUGUCCCCUAUGUUAAUGGGUGCCAAUCCUCUGAAUUUAAUGCUGUUUAUUGGUAGCUGGAACAUCAGUCUAAACUUAUUGAUAGAGAGGUACUUUUGACUUUAAGCCAUCUCCCCUUUUCUACAUCAUCCACACAGUCUAAGAAAUUCUUGAACAGAACAUAUAUUAGCGCUGUAAUACUUAAAUACUACUUUUGCUGAAGACGGGCAAGCCUAUUGAGAUACUUGUUUACAGUCAGCUUGGACACAUAAAUUAUUUGCGCUUUACAUUUUUGUCUUGAAUGGUGUUGGGUGCUGCAUGUCAUAGACUGCUCUAGGCUUUCUUUAGCAGUUAAGACUGCCUAAAUUAAUUUAUUAUUUUUUAAUUUGCAUUACUUAUUUUUACACUUAUUUAGCUAGAAAGCACCUUGAUUCCUGUUAUAUCUAGUUUAAUGUAAAAAAUGUAGGAAGCAGAAAAAAUUGACCAGUAAAUAUUAAUUAUAUGCAGCUAAUUAGGGCCUUAAACUCAUAUCUAAACAAGUCAGUAAUUUCUCCAAGCUUUUAUAACAUAGGAUGGUAUAGUAAUAUAUUCCCUUUUUCAAAGUAAUGCCAGUUUGUUGCAGCUGUACACAAAUGACAUAUUCUAAUUUGUAGUACACCAGAUAUUCUUAGUUUAUUUCUCAACAAACUCUUUGAGAGACAAAUCAAACUGUUUUUUGGUUGUGGUAUGGAUUGCUAUUUUAUCAAACCAGAUGGUUCCAAUUAUUCUAUUGUAAACCAGAAGUUAGACAGUUUUUGCUGUGUCCUACAUGAUUACAGUGAUUACAAUGGCGAGUUUGUAUUUUGUGCCUGUAGGUACCAUCAAGGAAAAAAACUGGGCAUUUUGUUGCAUUUUUGCUUUUUGUUCCAUCUGCUAAAAAAAUGUGACAAUAGUGAUUCUUUUAAUUAUUUACACUUAGAAUUAAAAUUCUGCCUUGACUGUAUAUUUUUUGGUUUUUUCUUUUUUUUUUUUUUAAGUUAUUACUAUCAUGCUGAUAUGUCUCUUGAAGAAAUACACAUGAAGUUGCCCAGAGAGGGGGGUUUUAUGUGUUUGUUUGGGGGUUUUGGAGGGUUUUGUUUUGUUUUGUUUUUGAGGUGUUUUUCAGUGGGGUUUUUCUUUUUGGUAAGCAUUUUUGUUGUAAAAUAAAUAUACAACACUAUGUAUACAAAUGCAUCCUGUUUCAGGAAACAGCUUAAGGGCUUGGUAUUGAAAGUGGGCUGUGUUCAGUAUUUGCAGAUGCUUGACCUGGCUAAGUUCCAGGGUAGCUAAUAUCUUCCACUUUUCAAGGAAUUUUGAUUAGUUGAAAAGUCCAUAUUGACAAAGUUGCUUGCUCAAUGCAGACCUCAGUUUUUGUGUAUAGGUAACACUUGCACAGAAGAGGCAUGCUACCAGCAGAUCAAAGGAGUGAGUGCUAGAGCCAUGGGAAAAUACUUUUUUUGUCUAUUGCUUGGAACUAAACAUACAUGAACUAGAAAAAUGUGUUUUGAAGUGUCUCCAUUUGGUUUAGGAUUAUAUUCUGACAUAAUUCUGUGAAUUAAUAGUGUGGUUUAGCAUCUAAUUUUAGACUGUUCAAAAGGAAUGAAGACACAUUGUAGGACUUCCUAAAGCUUGUUACAUUUGGUAGGAAGAAAGCUUUAAAAAGUGUGAAAUUUGAUUGAUCGUGAACCCUGCUGUGCUAUACAGUGAUUCAAAUAAAUUUAUUCAUUUAUUUGUUUGCUUCUCUUGCAAAUUUGUAUUUUGGAACAGGCCCCAGUUUGUUAAUUUUGUCACCUUUGGCAUUUAAAUCCACUUAUCCUACACGUUUUUGUGGUUGUUAAUCAGCUAAAGCUUGGUGCAAAAUGCAAGAUCGUUACCAGCUAGAGACCAAAAUAAUCCUGCUAAUUACAAGGCAAAAUAAAAGAUAAAUCCUUCAGUGAAAUUGUAAAGCAUUUAACAGUGUGUGAUUAGGGAAUUCCUCAUCUCUUUUGUCCUGUCUUUCCCCUUGUACCAGUAAAAUGCUAGUAAUAAAUGAUCUUUGGACCACCAGUGCAA